Molecule: messenger RNA, 1230 nt
Organism: Procambarus clarkii (red swamp crayfish)
Lineage: Eukaryota; Metazoa; Arthropoda; Malacostraca; Decapoda; Cambaridae
Source: RefSeq, a predicted model, not a curated record
AUGAGUUUUGUGUCUGCUGUUUCUGCUGCCUCUUAUGUUGAAGCUGCUGCUGCUGCUGCCUCUGCUGCCUCUUAUGUUGAAGCUGCUGCUGCUGCUGCCUCUGCUGCCUCUUAUGUUGAAGCUGCUGCUGCUGCUGCCUCUGCUGCCUCUUAUGUUGAAGCUGCUGCUGCUGCUGCCUCUGCUGCCUCUGCUGCCUCUUAUGUUGAAGCUGCUGCUGCUGCUGCCUCUGCUGCCUCUUAUGUUGAAGCUGCUGCUGCUGCCUCUGCUGCCUCUUAUUACCGGUCAGUGACCAGUACUCCAUACUACCAGCACCGGUCAGUGACCAGUACUCUAUACUACCAGCACCGGUCAGUGACCAGUACUCCAUACUACCAGUACCGGUCAGUGACCAGUACUCCAUACUACCAGUACCGGUCAGUGACCAGUACUCUAUACUACCAGCACCGGUCAGUGACCAGUACUCCAUACUACCAGUACCGGUCAGUGACCAGUACUCCAUACUACCAGUACCGGUCAGUGACCAGUACUCUAUACUACCAGUACCGGUCAGUGACCAGUACUCCAUACUACCAGCACCGGUCAGUGACCAGUACUCCAUACUACCAGUACCGGUCAGUGACCAGUACUCCAUACUACCAGUACCGGUCAGUGACCAGUACUCUAUACUACCAGCACCGGUCAGUGACCAGUACUCCAUACUACCAGUACCGGUCAGUGACCAGUACUCCAUACUACCAGUACCGGUCAGUGACCAGUACUCCAUACUACCAGUACCGGUCAGUGACCAGUACUCCAUACUACCAGUACCGGUCAGUGACCAGUACUCCAUACUACCAGUACUGGUCAGUGACCAGUACUCCAUACUACCAGUACCGUACUCCAUACUACCAGUACCGGUCAGUGACCAGCACUCCAUACUACCAGUACCGGUCAGUGACCAGUACUCCAUACUACCAGUACCGGUCAGUGACCAGUACUCCAUACUACCAGUACCGGUCAGUGACCAGUACUCCAUACUACCAGUACCGGUCAGUGACCAGUACUCUUUACUACCAGUACCGGUCAGUGACCAGUACUCUAUACUACCAGUACCGGUCAGUGACCAGUACUCCAUACUACCAGUACCGGUCAGUGACCAGUACUCUAUACUACUCCAUCAAUGGAGAAAAAUUACGCAAUAUUACGUUAAUUCGAUUGCUCUGUGCAUCUGAGAUUGCUCUGUGCAUCUGA